AUGGGAGACAAUUGGGAUGAUGAGGAUUUUGAGCCUGAAGCUGUAGCCCCACCGCCAGCUCCCGUUGAACAACCAAUCGACACUCAUACGGUUCCUGCACCACAACCUCAAACGAAGACAAAACCGAAGUAUGGGGACACCAAAGAGGACAAGACUUAUGUGUUGGAAGAUUUGGGCCGAGAGCUGACCUACGCUGAACGAGAAGAAAUGCAAAGGAAGGUCGAUAGAGCGUUUGCACGUGAGCUACUCGGAGCUGAUGCUGGCGAAGAAGAAGAGGAUUGGAAAGAAGCUGCAACCAAGGAGGAGUUCGAAAAAUGGGGAGACAAGAUUGCCAAGUGGGCCACUCAGCGACACAAGGCUGCGCAUUAUGGAGACUUCCUCUCAAAGUUGUUAAUAGGCAUCUCGGGAGAUUUGGAGGCGACUGAUAUCCGAAAAAUGUCGAACUUGUUGAAGCAAAUCGCCGAUGAUAAGAAAAAAGAAACCGAUAAAGCAAAACCGGUUGCUGUGAUUGGCAAGAAAAAGGCAAAAGCUGCCGUCAAAUCAACAGGCGGGAAGCAGAAGGACGAUUUUGACGAUUUCGGUGCUGGCGGUGGUUCUGGAUGGAGAAACGAGGAAGAUGAAGACUUUAUG
Mesorhabditis belari is the source of this 630-nucleotide messenger RNA. The record is from the annotation of a GenBank genome assembly. NCBI's taxonomy places the organism in Eukaryota, Metazoa, Nematoda, Chromadorea, Rhabditida, Rhabditidae.